Molecule: messenger RNA, 4729 nt
Organism: Plutella xylostella (diamondback moth)
Lineage: Eukaryota; Metazoa; Arthropoda; Insecta; Lepidoptera; Plutellidae
Source: RefSeq, a predicted model, not a curated record
AAAUCCGUCUAAGUUUCGUAUUUUAGCGAGUAGCGGCAAAAUAGGAAAGUUUCAAGUUAACCAUGUCGAUAAGGUCGCUUGUCACUCGGCAAAUUAAUCUAUUAACCGACCUAUUUGUAUAGUCGCGGCUAACAGUCGGCGUAAUAUGUACGUAGUCAACAUUUCGAACUGGUCGGCUUGCAUAGAAAAUUCUGACAGCUCGUGUUGUGAACAUUCACAAAAAUAAUGCCGUUUUUAUUACAUUUUUUGAUAAAUUAUUUUAGUUUCGGAUCGACGAGAGUCAGGCGGCCUUAUCGAUUUUCGUUUUUAGAACAAUAUCGCGCUUAUUUCAGUGUAAUAAAAGGCCCGCGGUCUGUUAUACUUACGCUUUCGAAAAACGGUUUUGUAUUUUUAUUGCGGAGGACGGACGUAGAGUUUGUUGUAAAUUGGUAAUAAUUCCGUUGAUUAGACAGUAAAUAAGCGGUGCCCGAAUAUGGGUUAGACUUGUACGUAUUUUUGAGACAGUGCGUGUUCCUCGUUUGUUUAUUUUUGAGUUUUUUUUGGACAGUGCACAGUGUUCGCUUUUCUAUUUACUUGCAUUCCAUUUGUGAAAGUGCGUCUUGGAGUUUUCUGUUUUUGUGCCCGGUGGUGCAACGAAUGUGCAUAACUUGCAGUUUUGACAGGAUGUGUUCUAUGGAUUGCAAAGUUUAAACGGAUUGCAAACGGAAUCUUAUACCAAGAAGACACGGAAACCACCGAAAAACAUUCCAAGAACUAAAAACCAACAACAAAAACAACACAAUAAAUCUAAAGACUUCUCUAGUUCGACCAAAUCUAUCUACCAAACUAAGAAUCUUUUUUUUUUUUAAUAAGAUUUUGAACUAAAAAUCUAAAAACAACUUCCUUACUAACCUGCCUUUCUAGACCAAAGCCUUAUUAUUAGAGUUAAAUGUGUAAAUAAAUAUAAUUUAUUUGGAAUAGAGUAAAUAUAGUUAUAUUCGAAAUGUUGCCACAACAGUAUUGUCUGCGAUGGAAGCACCAUCACUCGAAUGUUCAGAAUAUGUUCGCGCAGCUUCUGGAGAAAGAGCGCUUCUGUGAUGUGACGCUGUACUGCUCUCCGUCGUUCGCGAGCCAGCUGGAGCGGGGGGACACCGUCGACCCGGAGUCCAUCAAGGGGGUCUCCUUGAGGGCACAUAGGGUGGUGCUAGCGGCCUGCUCCGAGCUACUCGGCUGCCUCCUCGGCGCGCACUCCGGCGGGGAGCCCGUGCUGGUCAUCGACGGAGCCAGCCCGAGCCACGUGCGGGCGCUCCUGCACUACAUGUAUACUGGCGAGAUGAGCGUGCCAAGGUCACAACUGCAGAGUUUGCUGAAGACGGCCGAGGAGCUGAAGAUCAAGGGGCUGACGGACAUCCGGUGGAACAACAAGGACGAGCCGCCCGACUGCGAUAACGAUUCAGUAACGACGACGGCAAGCAAACCAGACGUGAAAACAUACGCGAGGAACCACCGAGAGGAAGCGAGACAGCAAGACAACAGGAGCGAAAGAGACAACCGGAGCGAAAGAGACAGCAGGAGCGACAGAGACAACCGGAGCGAAAAAGAAGGCAGGAGCGAGAUUGGCGAGAGGUUUAGUGCUAAUGGAGGUCCACCGCCACUGAUAAAGCUACCGACAAAAGAAAAACACCCCUUGACCAGCCCAAUCAAACGAGAGCAGAAUUCUGACACUGAAGACACCCAACAACCAGCCCCUAAACGACAGAGAAUGACCAGCGGCAUGGACCACACGGAUGAUGAGGAUCGAGAUCAAGAAUGGAAACAUGGAAAUUUGAACAUAACAGCAGAGCGCGUGGUCGGCUGGGGCCAGUCGGAGAGCGGCGGCUCGUGGGCGGGCGAGCCCGGCGACGAGCCCGACGACGAGUGGGGCGACGCGCCCGCCGACAUCGGCUCCUUCCUGCACACGCGCCUCAUGGUGGACGGCGACAACAGCGGAGAAGAGUCGAACGAGGGCGCGCCGGCGUCCACGUCGUCGUCGGUGGGCGCGCUGGACCUGCCCGGCGGCAGCAAGCCAGUCAAGUACACGCCCAUAGCGAGCAAACCAGCAACAAUAGGCCCCAAGUCCGGCCCGACCGACCCGCGCUUCACUGACGUCAUCAAGCUCAACGACUACCUGCGCCACGGACGGAGGCCACAGUUCUGGGAGGAGGACUACGUUAAACGGGUGAUGGAAGCGAUCCGCCUCAAAGAGCUCGAGAUGAAACAGGCGGCGGAGAUCCUGGGAGUUAGCUACGGAACACUGUAUGGACGCUACCGGGACUCGUACGGCUGCAUCAACCGCCCCUUCCGCACCGCCCGCGACUUCUGGACCACAAAGGGUGCUAACGAAGUCUUAGACCGACUGAAGCGAGGAGACAUCCCCAUGGAGGUGGCGGCGCAGGCGCUGGGAGUCAGCACGCGCGACCUGUACGUGCACUUCCACGAAGCCACGCAGUCAGAGAAGGGUAAUUCAUUCAUUCAUUCGCUCUGUCGUUCAUUCAGCUCGCUAUAUUGCUCAAUAAGCGCAGGAUUGAGUAUGAAAAAGGUAAUUUAUCAACAAGUGGUGGAGACACUGGAGCGAGGCGACAUCCCCAUGGAGGUGGCGGCGCAGGCGCUGGGAGUCAGCACGCGCGACCUGUACGUGCACUUCCACGAAGCCACGCAGUCAGAGAAGGUGGUGGAGACACUGGAGCGAGGCGACAUCCCCAUGGAGGUGGCGGCGCAGGCGCUGGGAGUCAGCACGCGCGACCUGUACGUGCACUUCCACGAAGCCACGCAGUCAGAGAAGGUGGUGGAGACACUGGAGCGAGGCGACAUCCCCAUGGAGGUGGCGGCGCAGGCGCUGGGAGUCAGCACGCGCGACCUGUACGUGCACUUCCACGAAGCCACGCAGUCAGAGAAGGUGGUGGAGACACUGGAGCGAGGCGACAUCCCCAUGGAGGUGGCGGCGCAGGCGCUGGGAGUCAGCACGCGCGACCUGUACGUGCACUUCCACGAAGCCACGCAGUCAGAGAAGGUGGUGGAGACACUGGAGCGAGGCGACAUCCCCAUGGAGGUGGCGGCGCAGGCGCUGGGAGUCAGCACGCGCGACCUGUACGUGCACUUCCACGAAGCCACGCAGUCAGAGAAGGUGGUGGAGACACUGGAGCGAGGCGACAUCCCCAUGGAGGUGGCGGCGCAGGCGCUGGGAGUCAGCACGCGCGACCUGUACGUGCACUUCCACGAAGCCACGCAGUCAGAGAAGGUGGUGGAGACACUGGAGCGAGGCGACAUCCCCAUGGAGGUGGCGGCGCAGGCGCUGGGAGUCAGCACGCGCGACCUGUACGUGCACUUCCACGAAGCCACGCAGUCAGAGAAGGUGGUGGAGACACUGGAGCGAGGAGACAUCCCCAUGGAGGUGGCGGCGCAGGCGCUGGGAGUCAGCACGCGCGACCUGUACGUGCACUUCCACGAAGCCACGCAGUCAGAGAAGGUGGUGGAGACACUGGAGCGAGGCGACAUCCCCAUGGAGGUGGCGGCGCAGGCGCUGGGAGUCAGCACGCGCGACCUGUACGUGCACUUCCACGAAGCCACGCAGUCAGAGAAGGUGGUGGAGACACUGGAGCGAGGCGACAUCCCCAUGGAGGUGGCGGCGCAGGCGCUGGGAGUCAGCACGCGCGACCUGUACGUGCACUUCCACGAAGCCACGCAGUCAGAGAAGGUGGUGGAGACACUGGAGCGAGGCGACAUCCCCAUGGAGGUGGCGGCGCAGGCGCUGGGAGUCAGCACGCGCGACCUGUACGUGCACUUCCACGAAGCCACGCAGUCAGAGAAGGUGGUGGAGACACUGGAGCGAGGCGACAUCCCCAUGGAGGUGGCGGCGCAGGCGCUGGGAGUCAGCACGCGCGACCUGUACGUGCACUUCCACGAAGCCACGCAGUCAGAGAAGGGAUUCGUUGAUGGAAUGAGUCAACAAGAGGUGGAGACACUGGAGCGAGGCGACAUCCCCAUGGAGGUGGCGGCGCAGGCGCUGGGAGUCAGCACGCGCGACCUGUACGUGCACUACCACGAAGCCACGCAGUCAGAGAAGGAAUUCGAGCCAAUCCCGAUCGAGAUCGACCCGUCUUUACGGCUGAAAGCGGCUAACUUCAGCCAGCUGUCCCCUCUAGUAGCCCGCAAGGAGCGCGCGCGGGACGAGCUGGGCCUCCCCGCUACUGUCAUCGCCACCGCCAACACUUCCGCUGUGCAAGCAACAAAAUGGCGCAUGGACCGGCAAUCCUCAUCCACAUCACCGGCCGGCGAACCCUCGCCCACAGUGCUUAUGAAAAGUCGUCCUGACUUGACCAUCGUGGCUGCCAAGAAACCUGAUAUCAAGGAGGAAGAUGACUCUUAGUAAUAACCUCUUUGAAGAAAGGAGCAAUGUAGCAAGGAGGUUCUAAGUGGUGUGAAACUUUUUGGAGGUUCUAAUAUAAAAGUGGUUUCAGACUUUUUGGAGAUUCUAAGAUAAGUGAAAUUAACUAUUUGCUAUAAUGUGUUAUUUAUUUGACCUUUUUGUUUGUUAAGACUGUGCUAUAAUGCCCGCAGAUAAAGACACUAUGAAAUUGAAUCUGCGUAGGUUAGCAAGUUAUUGUUAAAAUAUGAUCUAAUGGUUUGUCUGUAAGAGAAAAUAUAAUCGCUAUGAAAAGGAUAGUUUAAGUUAUAUUACAUUCGUAUUAUAGAUAAGUUAUAAAUAAAAUUA